Molecule: messenger RNA, 888 nt
Organism: Cajanus cajan (pigeon pea)
Lineage: Eukaryota; Viridiplantae; Streptophyta; Magnoliopsida; Fabales; Fabaceae
Source: RefSeq, a predicted model, not a curated record
AAUACACAAUUUCCAUGGUUUUUCCUUCUCUCUCUUACCCUCAUUUAUCUCACUCACCCCACUUUCAUGUCCUCUAUAUAUAUGCAUAUUCAGAAACCCCACACUUAUUCUAUUCCCACUACUUCCAAUUCCAACUACCUCUUGUUCAUUCUCAUCAUUCAUCAUUCUUCUUUCUCUCAUUUGCCAAAGCCAUGAACAAGUUUAAGAAAUCUCAAGUUCUAGUGCUCUUUGUUCUAGUAGUUCUUCUUCUCAUCACACCCUCUUUACCUUCCUCUCUGAGGCUAACCUACUUGUAUUUCAUCACAAACUUCCUCAUCAUGGCACUUUGUGCUGAAGCUGGUCUCCUUUCAGUUUUUGCAAGCCCUUCAGAAGAUAGAAGGCAAUCUUCUUCUGUUACAUCUGAAGCCACUUCUGAGAAAAGAGAAGCUUCCAAUUCCACCCCUUCGGUUGCUAGUGCUGUCUCAGAACAUGUUGAAAAGUCUGCAUCUGAGAGGGGUGUUUGUGUCACCAAAGUGGACAAGGUGCAAAAUUGUCCUUCAGUGCCUACUAGCCUUUUCUUCAUAGGGGGUGGAGAAGCUGGUGAAGAAGUCAUGGAUGAAGAGCUUGAAGCAGAAGAUGAAAUUGGAGGAGUUAAUGGCCAAGAACUCUUUGCAAAAGCUGAGGCAUUCAUUGGGAACUUCUACAAGCAACUCAAGAUGCAAAGUGAGGAAUCUUGGAUUUAUCAGAAAGCCUUUUAGGAUGAAUGCAUUAGCUUUCUAUAGAAUAACAAUGGUUCUUAUGAGAAACCUUAUUAUUCUGAUCUAAUUUUUUCUUAAUUACUCUUCUCUAGUUUCAUGAACUUUAACUUUUAGUUUUCUUAAUUAAAAAUACUUUAUUUUAGUUCCUAUA